Messenger RNA from Fusarium fujikuroi IMI 58289, 555 nucleotides. RefSeq lists its product as uncharacterized. Bases 1 to 555 code for a protein of 184 amino acids. The record is from RefSeq and is a predicted model, not a curated record. The transcript has a single exon. NCBI's taxonomy places the organism in Eukaryota, Fungi, Ascomycota, Sordariomycetes, Hypocreales, Nectriaceae.
AUGUUUUCUAACCUCAUUGGUCACACUCUGGCCUUUCUCCCUCAAGGGAACUCUAACAAUCACAUCGGUACUGACGUUGGCGACUUCGAUCAUACCCCUCCUCCGAGUUCACGUGUAUCCGUGGACAUGCCAAGAAGCGAGGAUAUGGGACCAGAGGCUAUCAAAGAGUUGAGAAAAAAACACGACACCGCACCUCUUGGGCAUCUUAAAUCACCAUUGACCGAUUCAGAAGUUUCUGGCACAAAUAAGUGGACUCCUCUUACAAAGACUCAGCAAUCCGAACACUCGGCAGAAACAAUAAAUACUCUGGGCGCUAUACCUGCCCCCCUUUACCUCAAAACUUCUUUAUCACAGGAUGGGAUGACAAUACAGCACAGUCCUCUAGAAUCUUCUGUGAGAGGCCAGAAUGAUCACCAAGUUGAAGAUGUUUCAGGGACUACAGGGAUUCUGUGCGCCGAUAAUGACCUAGAGUCAUCACCAGGGGAAAUUGGCCAGCGGCCAACCUUGGAACAGAACCCGCCUAGAUCAAGGGGUAUCUUAUCGAAUAAAGACUAG